AUGAUGAGAUUUCUACUCCUAUUGGUCAUAUUUACGCUUUGCCUCACUGCAAAAGCUCAACCGACGUCGUUUCUGAUAAACUGCGGUACAAACUCAACUGUAAAUGUGGGAGGAAGAAGAUGGGUAGGCGACACUUCGCCGGAAAACAAUUUCACCCUUACCUCCACCGGAAUCGAGGCCUUUAGUUCCAUCUACAAUGGCGAUCCAGCCUAUCGGCAGCUCUACCAAAGCGCUCGAAUUUUCACGGGCAGCCUAAAUUACACAUUUUCCCUCCCGAACGGCGAUUAUUUCCUCAGGCUCUACUUUUCCCCAUUACCUUUCGACGGUUAUAACCCCAACAACUCUUACUUUUCCGUCGAGGCAAAUGGCCUGAGAUUGGUCUCGGAGUUUAACGUCCCCGGCGAGAUUGCCGAGAAGAACCUCCACCUGUCCGGCAACUCCAGCUACAGCUCGAUAUCGAAAGAAUAUUUCUUUCCCGUCAGCACCAACUCAAUCGUCCUCGAUUUCGCUCCAAGGAAAGGCUCGUUCGGAUUUGUGAACGCAAUCGAGAUUCUUCCGGAAGAAAAAAACGGGCUUUUCACCGACUCGGUGAGUCGAGUCGGGUCGAACAACGGCAAUGCCUCGUUGGGCUUGAGCAGACGAGGGAUCGAAACUAUGUACAGAUUGAAUGUCGGAGGCUCGUUUAUCGGGCCCACAAACGGCUCAUUAUGGAGACGAUGGGAAGUCGACUCGAGCUACAUGGUUAAUCCCGACGCAGGCUCGGAAAUCCGUAACCGGUCGAACAUUACUUACGCUAACCCGAACGAGACUUUCGUGGCCCCACUUUCCGUGUACGAGUCGGCUCGGACUUUGACCAACACCGGAGUUCUCGAAAAUCGGUUCAACAUGUCGUGGAAGCUCGAGGUCGACCCGGAUUUUGAGUACCUCGUCCGACUCCAUUUUUGCGAGCUCGUUUUCGACCGGCCGAACCAGAGAAUCUUCCGGAUAUUCAUCGACAACAAAACGGCAUCGGAUAAUUACGACGUGUACGCACGAGCUGGCGGGAUGAACCGAGCUUAUCACGAGGAUUAUGUCGAUUUCAUUUCCGAGAAGACUAAUACGCUAUGGAUACAGCUCGGGCCCGAUUCGACAACUGGGUCUUCUGGCACCGAUGCUCUCUUAAACGGGCUCGAGGUUUUUAAACUGAGUAAAAACGGGAACUUGGCUUACGUGCAGUCUUAUGGGAAUGUGAAAACGGGUAAAAUGUCGAGAAGACCGAUCUUUUGGGCUGGAAUCGGAGCGUCGAUCGCGAUCCUAGCUGGCGUCUGCGUGUUCAUCGUUAUCCGUUUCUGUAGGAAAAAGAACGAUGAAGCCAAGAAAAGCAGCCCGCCAGGCUGGCGGCCUCUGAUUCUUAACGGGUCUAUCGUGAGCAGCACCACGGGUAAUCAAAACCCGAACGGUGGCCAACUCGGUGGAACCGUUCGAUCCGGGAGGCGAUUCACGUUAACCGAAAUCAAAGCCGCUACGAAUAGUUUCGACGAGAGUCUCGUGAUUGGAGUCGGAGGGUUCGGGAAAGUUUACAAGGGAGAAAUUGACGACGACACAGUCGUGGCGGUCAAACGGUCAAACCCGCAGUCUCAGCAGGGUUUGACCGAGUUUGAAACCGAGAUCGAGCUGCUCUCGAAGCUACGCCACCGGCACUUAGUCUCGUUGAUCGGUUUUUGCGACGAAAAUAACGAGAUGAUACUCGUUUACGAGUACAUGGCGAAUGGGACUCUCCGGGCCCACCUGUUCGGGGCCGGGCUGCCGCCGCUGACGUGGAAGCAGAGGCUCGAGAUAUGCAUUGGGGCGGCCCGCGGGCUGCAUUACCUCCACACGGGCUCCGAAAGGGGAAUUAUCCACCGUGACGUGAAGACCACGAAUAUACUUCUCGAUGAGGGCUUCGUGGCGAAGAUGUCCGAUUUCGGGCUCUCGAAAACGGGCCCGUCGCUCGAGCACACGCACGUGAGCACGGCGGUGAAAGGGAGCUUCGGGUAUCUCGACCCGGAGUACUUUAGGAGGCAGCAGCUGACGGAGAAAUCUGACGUGUACUCGUUUGGGGUUGUGCUUUUCGAGGUGGCGUGUGCUCGGCCGGUGAUAAAUCCGGCGUUGCCGAGGGAUGAGAUUAAUUUGGCCGAGUGGGCGCUGAGGUGGCAGAGGAAGAAGUUGCUCGAGAAGAUUGUGGAUGAAAGUCUGGUCGGGAAGUUUUGUCCGGAGUCGAUGGCGGGUUUUGGGGAGAUUGCGGAGAAGUGUUUGGCGGAGGAAGGGAGGAGAAGGCCGACGAUGGGGGAGGUUUUGUGGCAUUUGGAGUAUGUUCUGCAGCUGCACGAGGCUUGGUUGAGAGGGAAUGGUGGUGGGAAUGGGCCGGAUGAUGGGGUGGGCCGGGAUUUGGGCCCGAUUGAGGAAGGGAAAGACGAGGAGCGGUCCCGGGAUUUGGGCCUGGUCGAGGAAGGGAAGGAGGAGGAGCGGGCUCGGGAUUUGGGCCCGAUGGGUGUGGUGGGGUUUGAAGAGUUUUCACAGAUGGUGAAUCAACAGGGGAGGUGA
Messenger RNA from Striga asiatica, 2562 nucleotides. NCBI's taxonomy places the organism in Eukaryota, Viridiplantae, Streptophyta, Magnoliopsida, Lamiales, Orobanchaceae. The record is from the annotation of a GenBank genome assembly.